UCUAUCCUUGUCUCCCGCGCCGCGAACGCACAGACCGAGACGGACACACACCUUCAUCCGCCGGCCACUGCUGAACGCUUAUACCCGGAUUCGCAGCACCCUGGAUAUAGAAUAUACAUGCUAACCGCAUACAUGUACGCGUAGACUGCUGCAUUCCCGCGAUUCUCACGUCUUCACAAUCUCUCUCACGUUUACAUAAUCCUCUCGACGUCCGCGCGCAUCGUCCAUCUCGUCGAUCCUCGGGUUUUCCCUCGCCCGCGCGCCGUCAAGCUACCUGCACCAUUUCACGGCGCCACUUCACUGUCCUCGGAUGCUGGCAGCCGCGUCGGUAAUGGAACACACCGACGGCGGUUCCGCGGGACUCUCCCAGACCGCCGAUCCCGCGCCCAACGCGAUCGUCUUCCCCGGCUUCACCGCGAGCACCCAAGACCUCCACACCAAAGAUCCGCACUCGUCCGGCCUGCGCACCCUCACCCCCGACCUCUACACGCACGGCCUCAACUCGCGCGGCCGGUUUCUGAACGGCCUCGACCCGAGCGGCUUCAACUCGCGCGGCCCGUACACUCCCAAUCCACCAGCGCAAGAUCCACCGACGCCCUGUGUUCUCCGACCCGGCGGAUUCUUUCCGUCCUCCGGGCUGUCGCCCAUCAACUCGAGGCGGAAGACGAAGCGCUUCGUGACUAUUCCUCCGCUGUCGGAUGAGGCGGAGCCGACUUACGAGUACGUACAGCCGUCGAGAGUGCAGUACACCAACAGUUACCCCGGAACACCGGCCUACUCGAGGCGAACCAACCGGCGCACACUCAUCAACGCGCAAUCGCCGAAGACGGAGGUCACCCGUAACGGCGCCUCUCGGAGGGAAAGGCUGAGACCGUACACGUUGGAGCCACCGCCCCACGCGCAGCGCUUCCCGAAGUCCGUGGUCUGCUCGCCGGCACAUGCCGUCGGAUACUCGGCGCGCGCGAGACUGUUGGGGUCGACGUCGGAGUGCUGCGACUUCUUCCCCUGGAAAGGAAACCACAAGGAGGACCGGGUGACCGACAUCCAGGCACGGAAUGGACUGUACGACAAACUUUUAGUAGGCAAGCACAAUACUGAGCAAGCUUCCGCCCGAGCGUCACUGGCGCCGUACUUCCGGCAGCGGACAGGUCUGCAAACACUGUCGGCCCUGUACCUGACCAUCAUGACCAAACGUCAGGUGUACAGCACGGUGGUCAUACCGUCAACAUUCAAGCCUCCGCCCCGAGUAACGCUACCGGAGAACAAGCGGCAGGCAUGGCUGCGCGAUCUCGCGAAUCCCGCCAUACCUCUGCGGAAGCUAUCUCGGACCAUACCUCACGGUUUGAAGGGCCCUUCGCUGCUCGAUCAAUGUGCCUCCAAGAAGAUCCCCACUUCUCGGGCGGUAUGGUUUGUCCGGUGUGUCGGAGCCAACGAACUCCGAGGAUUGAGGCGGAGGGGCGUGGGGUCGCUGGCGGUGGGGGGUGAGGCGAAAUGGAUCCGGGAAUGGACCGUCCAAGUAACACAGUUCCUGGAGAAGACGAUCGGGGCGUGCGAUGUUAUCGACGAUAACCUUUGGCGGCCUCGGAUGGUAUACUCCAUACGUCUGGUCGUUCAUCUUUACGCGGAACUCUUGCUUGACCGGGCACUCUUUCUGGAGUGGUUCCUUUCGUUUUUUGCUUCCUGCUCGCUGGACGUACUACCUCUAGCUUUCCCUAUAGCUACUGCGUUCUGGGAUGACCUCAUGAAACUGAGACGGUUUGCGAAACGAUUUGCUGAAAUCUUGCUUGUUAAGGCCGAGGAGGCUGAAGCCCGGCGUUUCGACGAAUCGUACAUGAUACCGCUGCUACGGCGACUUUCCGUUAUGGCUUCUAACAUCCUCCUUUCCCACCGGGAAUCGAUCAUAGGAUUCAAUCGGCUCCGGGGAGUCCCGGCUUUGGUGGAUUGCAGCAUCAGCGGCAUCGAUGAAUGCUUGCGGAAUGUGACCCUACGCAACAGAUACUUCGAUGGGUUGGAGAAGCUCCCAGCCACGGCAUCCGGUCGACAGAAGGCAGUGGUGUUCUUGGACAACAUCAAGACGCCGUUCGACACUCACGCGAUAUACACACAUCUUGUUGCUCUGUUAUCGAGCACCGAGCUUGUUCCCUUCAUACUCGAAUGGGCUGUCACACCACUCAGAACUGGGACUCACAGGGUGCACAUAGCGGCCAAUUUGCUGCGAUUCGCGUCGACGGACGGAGUGCAAAUACAAAUCGCGAUCCAGGAAUUCCUACUCAAGUUGGAUGUCCACACAAAGGUCAAGAAGUAUGAUGUUUACCUUCUAGUUGCGGAACUGGUACGGACAGGCUACUUCUCGGUCGCCUUUUACAUGCGAUGGCUCAUCGCCAAAGGGGGCCUUUCCAAGGUGGCAGUGUUGGACGAGAGCUGCCCGUGCUACCUGCGGCUGUUGGCUGAGAUUCCCGUACAUCUGACCGCACCGCCGCUGAGGAACUUGCGCAGGAUCUUGCUGAGCGAACGCUCGUUCGACUGUCAGGAAGAGGACGAUGCGGCGGCAGAGGUCAUGGAGAUAAUUUCUAGUCGCGGAGUGUUUCAGAUGUCGGGUCUCCUACAGAAUGGCCAUAGGGGUUCCCGCUACAUGACGUUGAAACCGAACGAGCUCAAGAAGAUCCGCGGCCUGACGCGGGCUUCUAAAUCCGUGGUGGGGAUGUGGAUCAAAUCAAACCUUCUGAUGCUUGUGACGGAGCAGCAGCGAUAUGCUCGAGACAGCUGGCGUGGCAAAGUUUCUGCCAUUGAGCCGAGUGUGAACGUGUUGUCGACGGCGCAGGUGGCUUUCAUUCGACAGGUCUUGGAGGAAAUCGGCGAUAUCGCGGUUUUGGUCGAGGUAAUCCACAUCUUGGUCGGCUCUGACAACGCAGCCAUCCUUGCCAUGACUGCCGAGACCAUCAAUUUCAAUCUCGAGGCAAUUUCUGCGCUCCACCCAGUUGAGGAUUUGGAGCGGAAAUUGUUCCAGGGGUUCAAGAAGCUGCAGUCGCGAAGAGCGCCUACCAACAGACAUUUCCUGGCUUCCUUUCUGGAGCUGCUAUCCGUCACUGGGACCGAAGGUGGUAUGCGGUUCGACUUGCAACAUGCGCUCGCUUCGUAUGACGUGCAACAUCCUCGAGCUACGGUUGAACAGUCUCUAGAGUCCGGAUUCAUGGACAUCGGCAUGGCCGACGACGAAGAGAUUGAUCGGCUGUGGAAGAGUCGUGCGGUCAUUGACAAGCCGAACAUGUCUCGGAUCUUUGAAACCACCGUUUUCUCGCUGGAGGCCUCGUUCAGUGAUCCGGAGAAACAGCAGCUGCACAUCUGCUCUGCGACCAGGGGCUUGUUGAAGCUGAGAUCUUUCGACGCGAGCUUCUUCGAUGAGCUUUUGCGGCGCUGGAUAACCCGCAUGAAAACAUGCCACAACCGGAUACCGCUGUUUCGAGCUCUCUCGAGCAUGGUUGCUGGAUCCUGUCUCAGGAUUGAGAUGUUGGUCGGCAUCGCGUUGACGAUGCUCUUGCAGAAACGCGACGAGGUAUGUUUUCAUUCUCUAUCCGACUUUUCGCCACAGCUUAUGGUCGAGUUCCAGUCGGUAAAUGCUUUCGACGCCGGUAUGUUUCUCGCCAUGGUUCUCGAACUGAUCGUCCACGAAAAUCCCUUUGCAACCCUGCUUUCCGCCCAGGACAUGUACACCCUCAAACGCCGGCGCAAAUCGUUCAUUGCGACUUCCGCACACCUCUUGUUGGCGAUGUUCCGCGAUGUCAUCGUUCUCUGCACAACGUCGCAAUCCGAGGAGUUGCACCGAUACACACUCCGUCUGCUGUCUUCGGUUUCUUCCCUCGAGGUUCUGAGGAAGCUGGUGGUACAGAAACCGGAUCUCCUGAGGACACAGCUCGUUGAGCCUCUCUUACAACCUACACAUCUAUGGUGGCUACAGCUACUUUUAGAUAACCUCUUAGACGACAACGAUUGCAAUGACGAUAAUGCGGAGGUCGAUGCCCACGUACAAGUGGGCCGACUCCUCGAUCUGGCAAAUGAUUUCUCCAUAGGACUCUGCAAACUGAAGCUGCGGAUCAUACUGAAAGCGGAGCUCAUCGAUUCCACGUCCUUCGGCGGCCCCGAUCUGAAAUCUGGGGCACGCGUCUCGAAUACGAUCGCCAGGCCAUUUAUUAGGGGUAUAGCCUCGGCAUCCAGCUCCAGACGCAGGACUUGUACCGAACUCGUGACGGUGCUCGACAAAGACAGGGCUGCUCAGAUUCGGGCCGACGUCGAAGAGUUAUUCCUGGAUUGGAGAACCUUUUUUUGCACGCCCAGGCUGGUAGAAACACUCGACUUGCCUCUUGCCCACACCCACGCCACGGGCGAGUCGCUCGCGCAUGCUUUCCUCUCGAUCGUGCAAUCUACGGUCUCCUGUAAGGCGGUCGAGCGCGAAUACAUGUCGUCUCUGCUCAUCGAGCGGAUGUACAAGCUGCUGCUCAUCCUAUCGUCAACGCGCGACGAAGAUACGCUCGGAGUGUCGUGGUGGAAUCACGAAUCCUACGGAGAAUUCCGUUGCUGGUUUGUGCUCUUCAUGACGUUCUUGACGAUACAUCGGGUCUCCUUCGUCCCGGGAAAGGUAACUUCGUCGACGGACCAAGCGCGCAUGCUCAGGAAAUUGUGUAUCCUACUCAAGCAUGAGGUUAUACGAAAGGACGAAGCAUAUUUCGAGCUGGUGCUUUCACUUGCUGAGAGCUUUUGCGAUGGACUUCCGGAAGAAACCCGGCUACAGCUCAAGCGCGAGAACAAGGGAAAGCGUGUGCCGAUGUCGUCGUUCCUGACCGGAGCUGACGAGGGCGCAGAAACCCUCAAGGCGCUGCAGAGAGGGCGACUGACCGAGUUCUCGGUCAAGCCGUGGGAGCGUCUGGCUGAACCCACGCCAAACAUCGGCGAGAACGAUGUCAGCAUCAGUUUGGUGUUGUUCAGGACUAGGAGGUUUUAGAUUCAAUAGGGUGGGUGGGUUGGUCGGUGGGCUGUCGGUUGGUCGGUUGAGGAGGAUACUCAGUUUUUUCUUUGAUUCGUUUCUUUUUUCUCAUAGGGAUGGUUGGAUAUAUACCCGGCAUGAUGUGUAUGUACUUUUAUGCGUGUAUUCAUAGAAAGUAGAGCGUUGGUUGGGUUGUAGAAUGAUGGUUGUUCCGGUUUGUCGAAC
This is a messenger RNA of Tricharina praecox, 5203 nucleotides long. RefSeq lists its product as uncharacterized. Gene Ontology annotation, biological process: regulation of transcription by RNA polymerase II. Gene Ontology annotation, molecular function: transcription coregulator activity. The record is from RefSeq and is a predicted model, not a curated record. The transcript has 15 exons. Gene Ontology annotation, cellular component: mediator complex. The coding region runs from base 311 to 4996 and encodes 1561 amino acids. NCBI's taxonomy places the organism in Eukaryota, Fungi, Ascomycota, Pezizomycetes, Pezizales, Pyronemataceae.